AUGGAGGAGUCUGAAGAUAGAUUACUGGAGCGGAUCUCGGGUGAGGCAUCACUGGUGCCACCAGAAACGCAAACAGUGCCUCUGCGCGUUGAGGCAGAACCACAGCGUCCGCAGGGAUCUGCUGGUCUCGGAAGCAGCGAAGAGGCCGGGAUGAUUUUGCAAAGCACAGAUGAUCGUAGCGAACGCGCUGAAGCGCUACGUUCGGAGACCGAAAACGUGCCCAGAGAUGUCACGGCGGACACCAUGCCGAGAGAAGGUGCACGAACAAUAGAAGAUGAACUGGCGACGCUAGUUGAGGGUGCGCAUUCGCACGUUCGGGAGACAGCAACCCAGCCUAUAUCGCCUACUUCGAGCCAGCACAAAACGCACUUAGAGUUUACAGAGAAACAGGUUACGCAAAACCUUGAACCGACGGUGAGCGGUAAAAAUAGUAGCUCGAAACGCGAGAGCGACAGCACAGAACGAGCUGGUGCCGCACGCACGGUGCUUAAGCUCGAUCCCCAGUCCGAGGAGACCAGUGCAGCUGCUGACCGAAUGAAUCAACCUGCUGAGACCGAGGAAGGCUCGCAGGCGCGAGCUUUGAGAGUCGAGGACGCUCUGGCUUAUUUAGAGCAGGUGAAGGCCCAGUUCGAGGAUCGGCCGCGAAUCUAUGCAAAAUUCCUGGACAUCAUGAAAGAAUUCAAGGCGCAAACAAUCGAUACACCAGGCGUAAUUGAGCAAGUUACGCGUCUUUUUCGCGGCUAUCCCAACCUUGUGCUUGGCUUCAACACUUUUCUGCCGGCGGGAUACAAAAUUGAGCUCUCAGACUGCUUGGAUGCAGCACCCGUUCACGCAGAAACACCCGGCCCUGCAAAUGAAAGGGAUGAUGCGAAGAUUACGGUCGCUGCAGAGGAUACCCGUGCUCGCGCUCCAUAUCCAGGCGCAAUCACUCGUCCAAGUCAGCAUGCUGUUCCAGACGCAUACAGAGUCGCUGAAAUGUCUUCUGCCAUGGGAAACGCCCACAUUAGAGCUGGACCUGAAGCGUUUCGAGCGUUUCAGCCUUCGCAGGAACCCAAACAGCUGCACGUCCCGCAACGUGUUGCGGAUACCGUCGCCGACAGUGCAGCUGUCGUGAACGCACAAGCCGUUGGGGUACCACCAAGCUUGUCCACGUUCAACAAUGAGGAAUUCGACCACGCUAUCCAAUACGUGAACAAAGUCAAGCAGCGUUUUCAGAACCAACCAGCAAUCUACCAGAGGUUUCUGAACAUUCUGCAGGCCUAUCAGCGCGACGGAGAGGACAAAUUCAGCGUGCUGGAUGAAGUCUCUCAGAUCUUUCGCGGUCAUCCAGAUCUCCUGGAAGAGUUCAAGAGUUUUCUUCCAGAUUCUGUGGAGGAUGAAAUCGAGAGCGCAAGACAAAUAACUUGGGCAAAACGAGCGGCGAGCAACCUUGGUGCGACGGGAGGACCCACAAAGCGAACCAAAAGGAGUCGACGCAGCGAAACUGCGCAGGGAGUUAGCCUCGACGGGCGUGAUGCUCCGCUCCAGGCUGCACUCGUUCCACAGCACCUGGAACAGACGAUUGCGACAGCGCCGCACGCGUCUUCAACGGCUGCUACUGCGUUGUCUGGACUUUCGCCCAUUUCUUACGGAGCUCGAGCCGAGCUUCUCUUUUUCGAAAAAUUGCGGGAGCGCAUGGAAGCACAUCAAUUUCAUGAGUUCAUCAAGUGCCUGAGUCUUUACAACCAGGAGAUUAUCGGCAGAACAGAGCUGAUGAGCCUUGCUGAUGAACUUUUCGGACACAGGCAUAUUUUAAGCGAGGCCUUCCGCACGUUCUUGGAUGCUUGUGCCCCAGCACGCAGGUCCAAGCAUCCAACCGAUGCAGAAAGUGCAAUGUCGGGCGUCGAGGCAGCGCUGGCGAUUCUAGAGGGCCGUGCUCCACCGUCGGCGACCGCCCCCCCGGUUGACGGGCUCUGGCGCUACAAGUCGCUCAGCGAGGCGGCAGCAGAGUCCCGGGAACGUUGUGACACCAGCUACAAACGCAUACCUUCCGAAUUUCAAUCCAUGCCAUGUAGUGGUCGCGGUGAGCUUGAGAAACAGGUACUGAACGAUAUCUGGGUGUCAGUGCCGACCGGGAGCGAGGAGGGCUCGUUCAAGCACAUGCGUCGCAAUCAGUUUGAAGACAAUCUCUUUCGAUGUGAAGACGAUCGCUACGAGCUGGAUAUGGUCAUCGAGACGAAUGCGGCAACGAUUCAUAAGCUUGAACCUCUGGCCAUGGUGAUCGCCCAUAUGAGCGACGAAGAAAAGGCAAAACAUAUGCUCGCCGAGCACGCCCUCAGUGCAGUGCAUUACCGGGCCAUAGAGCGAGUCUAUGGAGCACACGGCCCAGAAAUGGUCAUGCAUGUGAAGAUGCAACCAAGUGUGGCAGUUCCAAUUGUCCUGAACCGCCUCAAACAGAAGGACGAGGAAUGGCGAAGAGCUCGCGUCGAAAUGAACAAACUCUGGAGAGAAAUCUGUGAACGCAACUAUUUCAAGAGCCUGGAUCACCGAAGCUUUUAUUUCAGACAGAGUGAUAAGCGCACAAUCAGCGUCCGUGGCCUCCUCCAGGACAUCCACGACAUCGCAGAGGUCCGGACGCUCAUGGAAGCGAUCACGGUCGCUGUCUUUGCCGCGAAUAUCAUGGCUGGCUCCUGUGAUUGUGUCGCUUUCGGCUGCGGUUUCGGACACCCUGCGCUCAGCCGUGAGUUCGAAAACAGUUGGCGCGCUCGGCAAGUUGCUUUGCAGUGCGUCCACGGGGGCACGUUCGAGUGCGCGCACGCAUCACUGAGCGCUGCGUGUGGCGAUUCAGCGGCGGCGCCUGAACGCGACCCCUUUGCGGUGGUGUCGGCGCUAGAGCCUCCGUGCUUGCGAUUCCGCCUCCGUCUGAAGAAGGCGCAUCAGGACCUAUAUGCACUGGUGUCGUUUUUGUCUCAUCUAGAGUACGGGCCGAUGGAAUGUGCGCAUCUCUUGCAGUUCUAUGCGGAGCUUUUCGGGAGAUUCUUUGGCAUCAAUUUGCAUGAUCCUGGUGUUCGCGCAGUCGAGACUCCUGGCGAGUGCACUGCGCCCGUCGUUCGCGAAGAGACGGAUUCGGAGCUUGCGGAUGUGAGUGGCCUUUUGCGGAAUGAGCUGGCUCGUGCUGCAGAUGAGCGCUCAGCGGGGGACUCGCCGGCGGCCUCCGACAGCGUCUCGCGAAAGUCAUCGCCUGAUGAAAACUUCUGUGCUGAGAUGGACACACGGGAUGGCGGGAAUGGCCUCGAUCCAGUCAUUCUGUCGUUGUCAGAGGAGGUGCCCAGUGUGCGACCCGGAGAGGCACCAGCGAUCAAGGCGGAAACCGGGUCGACUUCUGUGCCGGGUCCGAAGCGCAAUGCAAGAGUCGAGAGGAUGCGCUAUCGGAACGACUCGGUUCUUUUCGCCGACGAGUCCCUGUAUAUUCUCAUGCGGCUCUACGAAAUCGCAUUCCAGCGUCUGGCCGCCGCUCGACAGAUGGCGCAGUCCCAGUACGAGAGGCAACGAUCAGCUCGAAUGAACGAGCAACGUCAGCCUGAGGCGGCCAUGGACCUCAAAUCCAUCUCCGACUCCCUCUACAAUCCCGAAGGUGAAGCGAGGGCGGAGGCGACGCUGCGCGCCCCCUCGGACAUAUACAGAGAAUAUAUGGACAUGCUCCGGAGGUACCUGAGUAAUGCCAUCGAUAGCCAAGAGUAUGAAGACUACUGCCGCCGCGUACUGGGGCCUGAAUCGUACGUGCUCUUUACCUUAGACAAGGUGCUAUUCAAGUUAGUGAAACAAGCGUACAACACGGCUCAGUCGAGACUCGUUGCCUUGUAUUUUGCUCAAGAGCAGGAUCUCGUGCGCGGUCUGGUCCCUGAUGGUGAUGGCGUUACCGACGCGGAAGCGCAAGCUCUAUGUAUUGCAGAGGUGUCGUACUGUAUCAAAGCGCUACAAAUUCUACGCGAUGAGCGCGGUGGGAAUCUCUAUCGCUUCCAGGUGCAGGACGCUCCGGGGCCAGUGGGGUCAGGCGCCAGUGACCUCGAACCCAAGGAGGAUCGAGCCACGCUGGCGUCGACUCCAGCAAUCCUCACUGUAACCCUGCUGACAAGCGAUGAGGGCAUUCCACGUCGACGCGAUACCGCUGCAGCUGCGGAAGCGGCGGCCAGCUAUCUAGGAUUCUUUGCUUGGCAAGGACAACACCAGCACCAACACACGCUGGAUAUGUUGCCGAUGGCGGUUGAUGCCCGCAAACUCUACGCCUUCGAGCGUUCUGUUGUGAACGUGCCGCUGGAGCGAUCCUUUGCGUCCUGGUGUCGCCGACUUGGCCACGCUACGUCAUCGGAUCCCGAUCGAAUAUCGCUUUACGAAACCUGGAAAAGGCAGCUCAUGCUUCAAGUUCUGAUUUCGAACGGACUCGAAUCGAAAAUGUCUCUCAACACGAAUCGUUUGGUCCAUAUUGGAGAAACAUGUGACGAGUUGCUACGACGUAAGCAAGAUUCUUUCUCAGGGGAAUCAUCGCACAUGGAGGCCGCUGCCAGCCACCAACGUCACGCAAGCGAGCGAGCUCGUCGACGGCGUUUGCGUCGAUGGCAUCAACUUUAUCGCCAAUGGGAUGCUGCCCAGAAGCAGUCAACUAUUCCGGUACUGUAA
This is a messenger RNA of Cyanidioschyzon merolae strain 10D, 4656 nucleotides long. Its product is annotated as probable transcriptional regulator, SIN3. Gene Ontology annotation, cellular component: histone deacetylase complex; chromatin. The coding region runs from base 1 to 4656 and encodes 1551 amino acids. The record is from RefSeq and is a predicted model, not a curated record. The transcript has a single exon. Gene Ontology annotation, molecular function: transcription corepressor activity. Lineage: Eukaryota; Rhodophyta; Bangiophyceae; Cyanidiales; Cyanidiaceae. Gene Ontology annotation, biological process: negative regulation of transcription by RNA polymerase II.